GUUCACUCCUCAUGACCGGCUAGCCUAAGGACGCAAACAUUUACGAGCAAUCAGCAUCCUUCUCUAUCAACAUCAGCACAUCGGCAAAUAAGGUUGGCUAUUUCGUAUAGCUAACUGGAACCUUGUGAAAUAUGGCCUCGUCAAAAGGCAUCGUGCUUGCGUUCGACCUCUACGGCACACUGCUAUCUACCGAAUCCAUUGCACACAAGUUGGCCCAGCAUUUUGGCCCUGAAGAGGGAAAGUCCAUCGCAGCUCUCUGGAGACGGUAUCAGCUCGAAUACACUUGGAGGCUAAAUAGCAUGGGGCAGUAUAAACCAUUCUCAGAAGUGACCCGAAACUCAUUGCGGCAUGCGCUAGCUGAGCAUCAAGUCGAUCUUGACCAGGACUCCACAGAAGAGCUUAUGGACAGCUACGAUUCACUAUCUGUCUUUCCAGACACCAUACCAUGUCUAGCGAGCCUGGUGGAUGACCGGAAGUUGAUCCCAGUCGUGUUUUCCAACGGAACAGCCUCUAUGAUCUCAAAUUCAGUCGCACGAUCCAAGGAAUUGGCACCGUACGCCGGCAUGUUCCGCAAUAUCGUGUCCGUCGAUCCCACCAAGAAAUUCAAACCGGCGCCAGAGACGUAUCGGCAUUUAGCUGAUAGCAUUGGCAAGGAAAUAUCGCAAAUGAACGAAAUGUGGCUUAUUAGCGGCAAUCCUUUCGACGUAAUGGGCGCGAUUAAUGUAGGAAUGAAGGCUGCAUGGGUUGACCGGGCAGGGUUGGGAUGGAUUGAUUCGAUGAACGGAGAAGCAAGGCCAUCCGUUGUAGCCGGAGACCUCGUCACAGCGGUAUUGGAUAUUAGGAAUCAUGAAUUUUAGUGAAAACGUAAAACAGAAACCUCUGCUGACAAUGUAAAAUUUGGUUGCAAACAGUGUCUUUCGAUUAUUUUUUAGUCACAAAUAACAAGUAAAAAGAGGAAUGUAUCGCUGCAAAUAUUUCCAAAUUGCUCCAUGGUGCAAGGUUGAACAUUCGGGGUAAGUAACCAGCGGUCUCCAUUAUCUUCCCUCCAAUUUCCCCUCCGCCAAUCCAUUUAGAAGGAAGGAAGAGUGAAUAUGAAGGGGUGAGUUUUAUGUUGGAGAGAGAGAGAAAAAAGGAAACGGAAUUUCCUUGCGCUGAAAUUUCAGGAA
Messenger RNA from Blastomyces gilchristii SLH14081, 1166 nucleotides. Its product is annotated as haloacid dehalogenase, type II. The record is from RefSeq and is a predicted model, not a curated record. Lineage: Eukaryota; Fungi; Ascomycota; Eurotiomycetes; Onygenales; Ajellomycetaceae. Gene Ontology annotation, molecular function: hydrolase activity, acting on halide bonds, in C-halide compounds. Bases 132 to 857 code for a protein of 241 amino acids. The transcript has 2 exons.